Molecule: messenger RNA, 2088 nt
Organism: Fonsecaea multimorphosa CBS 102226
Lineage: Eukaryota; Fungi; Ascomycota; Eurotiomycetes; Chaetothyriales; Herpotrichiellaceae
Exons: 1
Coding region: 1-2088 (695 amino acids)
Biological process (GO): DNA-templated transcription; positive regulation of transcription by RNA polymerase II
Molecular function (GO): sequence-specific DNA binding; DNA-binding transcription factor activity, RNA polymerase II-specific; zinc ion binding
Source: RefSeq, a predicted model, not a curated record
AUGACCGAAUGUCGUCGGUCUGUCCUCUCUUGCGCCCGCUGUCGCAGGAGGAAAAUCAAAUGUGAUCGAGCCAUCCCUUGCGGUCAAUGCAUCGCCGCAAAGUCAGACUGUACUGGCUUCAGUUCCAAGGACCAAGAUCCCACCAUCCCCAGGAGCAUCGUUCAGCAUCUUGAAUCCGAAAUUGCAAAGGUCGAAGGCGAGCUCGCUCGCACUGGCCACCUGGAAGAACUCAAUGCCUCGGACAUUCUGGCAGGAAUGCCUACCAACGACGGCAUCCCCAUUGAGGAUCCCGCAUUACCCAUCAUUGAUCUCCCCAUCACCAAGCCAGAGGACACGCCCAAAUUGACGCUCAAUGUCGAUAUCAUCUCACCUCCAGCCGCGCCAAGAGACACGAUUCGAGACGAAGUCAUGAGUUGUGGAGAGUUGCAGGCCAUGAUUUUUGCCAUCCUCCCCACAGGUCCAGGAAUCACCGACCUCAUCUCGAGAGUCCGCAUGAGCCUGACGCCAUCGACCGCUAUAGCAUCAGGAUCCCCCAGAGAAGCGCGCAGAAAAUCCAUCUCACGGGCUAGCCAUGAAGUCAGUUGUACCAUGUUGAAAUCGAUCCCGACUCCCAUUCUGCGUAGUCUCAUCAAGAAAUACAUGACCAGGGUCUAUCCUAUUUACCCUGUUUUACAUGCUCCCUCACUAUGGCAGCAGCUCGAGCGAGUUAUCAAGACUCUGCAAGAUAUGCCCGACAAACAUCGUGCCGUUCCGCCGUCCUUUGAUUUUCUCAUCAUAUACCUCAUGCUCUCUAUCUCGGCUACAUUGGGCAGUGCGCGAACAGGCCACGAGGCCAAGCACAUGGUCUUCUCUGGAUCUCUAUUCGAGGAAGGUAUUCAACAUCUGUCCGACAAGGCCAAAAUUCCCUCCGACCUCGCCGGCAUCCAAGUCACGCUCAUGGUCCUUCAGUACGCGUCUAUCAACCCGCGCCUUGCCAACGUCUGGAUGUUGACUGGGGCUGCCAUGCGCGCAUGCUUAGAACUCGGCCUUCACCGCGAAGCACCAGAAGCUCUAAACUUCGACCCGCUGACUCUCGAUCUUCGACGCCGCCUCUUCUGGUCAGCCUAUAAUUUCGAUCGUGCCAUCUGUUCGGCACUACAGCGACCCCUCUCAAUUCCGGACCAAACCAUCGACGCUCAUUUCCCUACCAUCCUCGAUGACAGGCAUAUCCACCCCACAGGUAUCGACCCAACAGGGGCUGAAACCAAAAUCCACAUGUUACGAUGGGUCCACUUCCGUCGCCUGCAGAGCGCGAUGACUGAAGUGCAUUUCCAGGGGAAGCCGCUCGAUCCAGGUCAGUCAUGGGAAGACUGGCUUGCCUCGAUGGAGAGACGUCUCCAGGCGUGGUACGAAGACUACAACGACGGCCACGAGCUGACAGAAUUCACGCUUGCACAUGGCUUGACCAAUCUGCACCGCCCGUCGCCCCGAGUGCCUUUGCCCGGGCCCAGGAGUCUAAUGGUGGCGUUCGAAGCUGCUUGCUCCAGCGCCAAAUGCCUGCGUGACCACAUCCUGACAGGCUUCUAUCGACGCUCAUGGCUGAUUGCCCAUCACGUGCUUGAAAACAGUAUGGUCGUUCUCUUCUGCCUUCGCCACGGCUUUGACGCCAUCUCCUCACGGUUCAAUGCGCAGCAAAUCUUCGAAAUGACAAAGGUCUUCACCGCGAACUUCCUCGCUUUGGCCGCCCAGGGAUGGAACGAGGUGUCGAACUACGCGGGGGUUUAUGAACGCCUUUUAGGGCCGCUAUUGGAAUCCGUGUUUUCGAAUCGUCCGCCUUCGCUAUCCUCCUUUGGUCCGGCGCAAGAUGCAGAACUCACGCGUCUCCUCUACCCUGGGCCCGCCCAGUUGGACAAACUCCGCUUCGGUAGUCGUUCGGGCUUUGAGGGCGACGGGUUACCGAGUUUUGAUGUCGGCACGUUGAACUGGGAGGAAUUUAGCGUGAGCGACACCAGGUCGGCGAGUGCGGAGGGAUUCGUGGCAGGAUGGGAUUUGUUUGAUCCCAGUGCCGUGGGAAGUGGAGGGCAUGAUUUGGUCUUUGGUAUGGCUUAG